AUGAUUCCUAUAUGCCCUGUAGUUUCAUUCACCUAUGUGCCCAGCCGGCUUGGUGAAGAGGCCAAAAUGGCUACUGGCAACUACUUUGGCUUUACUCAUGGUGCUGCCGCUCAGUACAGCCAGCAACCAGCAUCUGGAGUAGCCUAUUCUCAUCCAACCACUGUGGGUAGCUAUACUGUUCAUCAGGCUCCAGUGGCGGCUCACACUGUGACAGCAGCCUACGCUCCAGCAGCAGCCACAGUUGCCGUAGCUCGGCCUGCUCCCGUUGCUGUGGCAGCUGCUGCGUCCGCAGCAGCUUAUGGGGGUUAUCCAGCAGCUCACACCGCAACAGAUUACGGCUACACUCAACGACAGCAGGAAGCCCCUCCGCCACCACCUCCAGUCACAACCCAGAAUUACCAGGACUCGUACUCCUAUGUCAGGUCCACAGCUCCUGCUGUAACAUAUGACAACAAGACUUACUACCAGCAGCCAACUGCAACUGCAGCAGCUGUAGCGGCAGCUGCGCAGCCUCAGCCGUCUGUGGCUGAAUCCUACUAUCAGACAGUUGCCCCCAAGGCUGGCUACAGCCAGGGUGCUGCUCAGUACACUCAAGCUCAACAGACUCGGCAAGUGACCGCCAUCAAGCCUGCCAACCCAAGUCCAGCAACAACUACCUUCUCCAUAUACCCGGUGUCCUCCACUGUGCAACCUGUUGCUGCCGCUGCCACUGUGGUUCCCUCGUACACACAGAGCGCCACCUACAGCACAACUGCUGUUACUUACUCUGGUGCGACAUACUCGGGUUAUGAAGCAGCAGUGUACUCUGCUGCCUCUUCCUAUUAUCAACAACAGCAGCAACAGCAAAAACAGGCAGCAGCUGCCGCAGCGGUGGCUGCCACUGCCGCCUGGACUGGGACCAACUUUACUAAGAAAACUGCUUUUCAGAAUAAGCAACUGAAGCCUAAACAGCCUCCCAAACCACCUCAGAUCCACUACUGUGAUGUCUGUAAGAUUAGCUGUGCUGGACCUCAGACGUACAAGGAGCAUUUAGAGGGCCAAAAGCACAAGAAAAAAGAAGCAGCCUUAAAAAGCCUCUCAAAACACAACCAGCAGCAGUACAGCAGUCCGUGGGACCCAGAACCAGCUCCGCUGUGAGCUCUGUGAUGUGUCUUGCACAGGGGCAGAUGCCUAUGCUGCCCACAUCAGGGGUGCUAAACACCAAAAGGUUGUGAAGUUGCACACCAAACUUGGCAAACCCAUUCCGUCAACAGAACCAAAUGUCGUGAACCAGUCUGUCACCUCUGCAGCUGUCUCCAAGCCAGCUGUCUCAAACAGUACAUCCAGCUCUAACGGCAGCUCCUCUGUCACCACACCUGCUGCAAAACUGCCCACGUCUACAUCCGGCUCAUCUGUUGGCAAUAUGAGCGCAAGCAAAAUGUCUAACAUCUCAUCUAACAACAUCGUUAAGAAAAUAACCACGCCAAAAAUAACUUUUGUAGUAGGUGGUAAUAAAUUGCAGUCCACUGGGAAUAAAAUUGAAGACAGCAAAAUGAGUGACGGUCUUAAGGUUACGCCUAGUUCCAGUGUGCAAUCACCAGAAACCAAGAUGGAUGCAAUGUCCGAAGCUGCUCAGACCCUUGCUGCUCUUCAGAGUGAUGUCCAGCCUGUGGGUCAUGAUUAUGUUGAAGAGGUACGAAAUGAUGAAGGAAAAGUUAUCAGAUUCCACUGUAAGCUGUGCGAAUGCAGCUUCAAUGAUCCAAAUGCUAAAGAAAUGCACCUUAAAGGGAGGAGGCAUCGGCUGCAGUACAAGAAAAAAGUAAACCCAGAUUUACAGGUGGAAGUGAAGCCAAGCAUUCGAGCCAGGAAGAUCCAAGAGGAGAAGAUGCGGAAACAGAUGCAGAAAGAAGAGUACUGGCGAAGGAGAGAAGAGGAGGAGCGGUGGAGGAUGGAGAUGAGGCGCUAUGAAGAAGACAUGUACUGGAGGAGAAUGGAGGAAGAGCAACAUCAUUGGGAUGAUCGACGAAGAGGACCGGAGGGAGGCUAUCACCAUGGUCCUCCAGGACCUCCUGGCUUAUUGGGAGUGAGACCAGGGAUGCCACCACAACCACAAGGACCAGCUCCUCUACGGCGACCAGAUUCCUCCGAUGACAGAUAUGUUAUGACCAAACAUGCUACCAUCUACCCAACAGAGGAGGAACUGCAGGCUGUCCAGAAGAUAGUAUCUCUGACUGAACGAGCACUGAAACUUGUCUCUGACUCUAUGGCUGACCAAGACAAAAGUAAGGGGAAAGAGACUGAUGAGAAGAAGGAUCUUAGCAAAGAGAGAGCGCUGAAGGGAGUCCUGCGUGUUGGUGUACUGGCUAAAGGAUUACUCUUGCGUGGUGAUCGAAAUGUCAGCCUGGUUCUGCUCUGUGCCGAGAAACCAACCAGGUCUUUGCUGACCCGUAUAGCGGAGAAUCUUCCCAAACAGCUUGCUGUUAUCAGCCCUGAGAAAUAUGAGGUGGCGUGUUCCAUCCCAGAAGCAGCUAUUAUUUUGAAUUCCUGCGUAGAACCUAAAAUGCAGGUCACAAUAACGCUGACCUCUCCAGUCAUGAGAGAAGAAAAAAACAUAAGGGAUGGAGAUGUAACCUCGGGUAUGGUGAAAGACCCACCGGACGUCUUGGACAGGCAAAAAUGCCUUGACGCUCUGGCUGCUCUCCGCCACGCUAAGUGGUUUCAGGCUAGAGCCAAUGGUUUGCAGUCCUGUGUCAUUAUCAUCCGUAUCCUGCGUGACCUGUGCCAGCGUGUGCCAACGUGGUCUGACUUUCCAAGCUGGGCAAUGGAGCUGUUGGUGGAGAAGGCAAUCAGCAGUGCCUCUAGUCCCCAAAGUCCAGGAGAUGCCUUAAGGAGAGUUUUCGAAUGCAUAUCAUCUGGUAUAAUUCUGAAGGGUGGUCCAGGCUUACUUGACCCUUGUGAAAAGGAUCCUUAUGAUACUCUGGCUACAAUGACUGAACAGCAGCGAGAGGAUAUAACUUCCAGUGCACAGUUUGCACUGAGGCUCCUUGCGUUUAGACAGAUCCACAAAGUCCUUGGUAUGGAUCCGCUGUCCCAGAUGAACCAGCGCUUUAACAUUCACAAUAACCGCAAGCGAAGGCGAGAUAGUGAUGGUGUGGACAGUUUCGAAGCCGAAGGGAAGAAGGACAAAAAAGAUUACGAUAACUUCUAG
Staurois parvus is the source of this 3187-nucleotide messenger RNA. NCBI's taxonomy places the organism in Eukaryota, Metazoa, Chordata, Amphibia, Anura, Ranidae. The record is from the annotation of a GenBank genome assembly.